UUGUCUUGUGCAAGCUUCGCUGCCUGGGUGGCUCCUGCUGCAGUCUGGUGAGUCUCCUCUCUCUCUCUUUCCUCCCUUUGGGGGAGAAGGGGGUCCCAGGGCUGCAGGCGAGGAUGCAGGGGGGCCGUGUUCAGAUCAUGCAUGCCCCCCAAGAUCAGCGAGUGGAGGGUCCUGCGCCCCCUCCUUGCUCUCUGCAAAGCCAAGGGGCGGGUGAUUUUGCAGGAGGUCUGCAACCCUGUUCUUCCUUUACAGCAAACUGGCGGCUAACAGAUUGAGGUUGAAUCCUGACAAGACAGAAGUACUGUUUUUGGGGGACAGGGGGCGGGCAGGUGUGGAGGACUCCCUGGUCCUGAAUGGGGUAACUGUGCCCCUGAAGGACCAGGUGUGCAGCCUGGGAGUCAUUCUGGACUCACAGCUGUCCAUGGAGGCACAGGUCAAUUCUGUGUUCAGGGCAGCUGUCUACCAGCUCCAUCAGGUACACAGGAUGAGACCCUCCCUGCCUGCAGACUGUCUCGCCAGAGUGGUGCAUGUUCUAGUUAUCUCCCGCUUGGACUACUGCAAUGCGCUCUACGUGGGGCUACCUUUGAAGGUGACCCAGAAAUUACAACUAAUCCAGAAUGCGGCGGCUAGACUGGUGACUGGGAGCGGCCGCCGAGACCACAUAACACUGGUCCUGAAAUAUCUACAUUAGCCCCCAGUAUGUUUCUGAGCACAGUUCAAAGUGUUGGUGCUGGCCUUUAAAGCCCUAAACGGCCUCGGUCCAGUAUAUCUGAAGGAGCAUCUCCACCCCCAUCGUUCUGCCCGGACACUGAGGUCCAGCUCCGAGAGUCUUCUGGUGGUUCCCUCACUGCAAGAAGCCAAGUUACAGGGAACCAGGCAAACGGCCUUCUUGGUAGUGGUGCCCGCCCUGUGGAACGCCGUCCCAUCAGAUGUCAAAAAGAGCAACAACUACCAGACUUUUAGAAGACAUCUGAAGGCAGCCCUGUUUAGGGAAGCUUUUAAUGUUUGAUGUAUUACAGUAUUUUAAUAUUUUUUUGGAAGCCGCCCAGAGUGGCUGGGGAAACCCAGCCAGAUAGGCGGGGUACAAAUAGAUUAUUAUUAUUAUUAUUAUUAUUAUUAUUAUUAUAGCAAACACUGCUCACCGCUUUGUGGAGAAACCAUCGCUUUCAUCCUCCCAGACUUGAGUUUGCUGCAAUAGCAGAGGCGUCUCCUGGGUGUCCAGAGCCCAGUCUAGUCCUGCGGAGUUUCAGUCAGUCAGGCUGCAGGAUGCGGACUAAGUGCUGGGAUCAGUCUGAGCCCCUCUUGGAGGAUGAGAAAGAGCAGGGAGGGGGGGCUGGCUGGGCCAGGGAGGGGUCAGUGCCUCCCUGCAGGAGUGGGUGCUCCCUUCCUGCUUGGAGGAGGCGGGGUGAAUCCGGAAUGUGUCCUUUUAUUGAAAAUGCAUCUCUGGGUUAUUUGUGGGGCUGAGGAAUUCGUUCAUUCCCCCCCCCAAAAAAAAUAGUCCAGCCCCCCUGCUGAAAAAGAUUGCUGAGCCCUGUAUUAGGCUUUAUCUUUUUCCCGUGUGUAGCAGAUUCACCCCGCCAACUGCCCCCCAUUAAAUAUAGCAGACCCACCUCAUGGUACGCCAAUUACACCCCUAGUCUCUCCCCCCCCCAUGCUCCUUCUCCCCACCUCAUCUGGUUCCACAGCCGCGACUUCUCCUCCGCCACCAAGAAAAGAUGGAUGAGGCGGUCUUGCCAGAAUCCCUCCGCCAUCUGUGAGACAGAAAGGUGAAUGAGAAGUCAGAGGUGGAGCUGUGCAUGGCGAACGAGAGAUGGGCCACAGAAAAAGCCUCACGUGCCGAGGGCAUUUGGACAUUGGCAGCCAUUUCUUAUUUUAGUUAUGUGAAAAUUGGUGCACCCUGCUUUGGGCUCUUGGAUCCCACCAGUGACCAUCAACUAAUAAAGGAGUGGAUUCACUCCACUAAAUGCCCCCCAUUAAAUAUACCAGACCCACCUCAUGGUAUGCAAAUUACACGAAUUUCUGCAAUUUCCCACAGGCUACCUUGUGAGGAUCUUGUGUGAGGGGAAACUUAGUGAUUUAGAGUCUUAGGAAAGAGCUGAACGAACAAGAACAGUUUUAUUUACAAAAAAAGUUUGUGAAACAAAUGUGGGUCAGGAGGUGUGUUCUCCUUAACUUCCUACUUAAACUAAAUCUAAGGAUGUCACUGUAGUACAUGCACAGCUUUUCUUAAACUUCAGUUGCUAAAAGCUCACUUGUUGCACUUCAGUUGGAAGUUCAGGUUUCUACCAUAGGAGGUAAAAGAAUUAACUCGGUUUCUGUUCAUUUACUUAGUUAUGACCAGGGUUACACUUAAAUACUUUUAAUACAGCGCAGCUUCCUUCUCAGCCUAAUACUUUGGUUCCUGAGCGAGGGGCAUUUUUUGUUUGUCCGCCUCUCUUAGCCAUCCCACUCCUGAGGGAUUUCCCACAGACCCAGGGGAUCCUCUCAGCCCUUGUUCUUGGUUUGGGGAUCUCCUUUUCCUAACAGAUCUCUCCCCUCCUGACUGGAAGGAGACCCUGGUUUAGUCCGUCUUCCCACAGCUCCUCCCUCUCCUGCCUCAGACUCAGCCCUCCAGAUUAAUUCCUGCCUCCAUAUUCUCCCCAGACCCUCUACUGGGUCAUCUUCCUGUCUAAGCUGUGAGACUCCUUCUUCUGGCUAGAGAGAUUCUCCCCAGAUCAGAGCCAGUUCUCCCUCAGAAAAGAGCCUCUCUGAAUAAUAAUAAUAAUAAUACCCCUCUCUGAUCAGGCCCUGCCCAACUCUCUCCCUCAGAAAGGGCUCCUCGGGUUUUCCCUCCAAAAGGGCUGGCAGCCAAUCAGAAAGAGAGAGAGGCUUCCGCCCUCUGCUGGAACCUCGGAGGCACUGCACCCCCACACUCUGCUCUGGCUCUGAGGGAAAAUACCUCAUGGGUUGAAGCAAAAGGAGAAAGCUAGGAAGAAGAAAGGAUACAGAUAAACUGACCGAGGCUUCUCUUGUCAUUUGUAUUUCACAAUUAGUUUACGAGAAUAUCUACAACAUAUGGUUCAUUAUUAGAGGUCAGCGCCUGAGAUUAAGGCAAAUGCUCAAAACUGCAGAUUCCAACACCCCCCCCCCCCCCCCCGGUUUCUGGAAGGUCUGUGUGUAACUUGAGGCUUUUUCCCAUGCUUGAGGCUUUAUGUUAUUAUUAUUUUUAUUAUUGUUUGUUGGUAUUUUUACUACUAUUACCACUGUUCCAUAGCAGAUUGCAACCAUUUUAAAAUGGUUUAGAUGCUGGCUUCUCCUUUUCCUUUUUUGAAAAAGAAAGUUCAGAGUCUGGGCUGUGUUGCAGUCCAGCCCUGGUUCCUAAUAAGAUUCUGGGAACUUUUUUCUUUUCCUGGCUGUGUAUCAAUUAGAUAACAAAACAGUGUAUUUGCUUUGUAGAAGUUGCAAACGCCUCUGCAAAUUCCCUAUGUUUCCUGCAAAUUUUGCAUGGUGAAUUCCCUUCUAGAAGGCCUAGAUCAGACACCCGCAAAUUCGGCCCUCCAGAUGUUUUGGCACUACAAUUCCCACCAUCCCUGACCACUGGUCCUGCUAGCUAGGGAUGAUGGGUUUUGUAGUCCCAAAACAUCUGGAGGGGAUGUCUGGCCUAGAUGUUGGCUUCAGAGUCUGGACUAUGUUUCAGUCCAGCCCUGGUUCCUAGCAAGAUUCACCCACAAUUUCUCAGGAAACCUUUUUAUUCUCUUGACCGUGUAUCUGUUUCAUAACAGAACAAUAUUUGCUUUGUAGGAUUUGCAAACGCCUCUACUUAGGACAGACGGAACUGGGCAGAAGAACAAGGGAUUCCUUCUGACCUCUUGGAAGCUUCCUGAGAGCCCAGAUGGAUGAAUCAGAGUCCGCUGGCCCUGAAGCAGGAAGAGGCCAUGCCAUCCAAACUGGGAGCAGUGGUGGAAUCUGGGGAAACUGUCUGCUGAAGAUCCAGGGUGAGGAGAACACCUUCAGCUCAGAAGUGCAGAGACAAAAUUUCAGGCCGUUCUGCUACCAGGAGGCCAAAGGACCUCGAGAGGUUUGCAGCCGACUCUACAACCUUGACCAUCAGUGGCUGAAGCCAGAAAGGCACACAAAAGCUGAGAUGCUGGAUCUUGUGAUCUUGGAGCAGUUCCUGGCUGUCCUUCCGCCAGAGAUGGAGAGCUGGGUGCGGGAAUGUGGAGCCCAGACCAGUUCCCAGGCGGUGGCCCUGGCCGAAGGAUUCCUCCUGAGUCAGGCAGAGGAGAGGAAGCAGGCAGAGCAGCAGGUGAGAGAGACUUUCCUCUGGAUAUUCCGAAGCGGCUCUGAACAUGAGAGAGAGUAUCCCAAAAUUCUCUCUUAAUCCCCCAAUCUUAUUUGGAAAGCCUCCAAGGAAUGAUAUCGGGUACCCCUAAAGCUUUUGCCUCUCCCAGUCCUUUUCUAAUGUUUCUCUCCAUUCUCUGCUUCCAAUCCCUUUUGCCCUUUUAGGGAAAGAUUAUCUUUGCAGAAACGGGCCUGGAUUCCUCUGAGGCAGAGAAGACUCCAUUGGACGCCAAAGAGAGACCACUGGGUAAGGAGGAAGGAGGGUUUUUUCCCAUUUGGUCACACAUUCUGUAGAUUUUGCUACUAAUAUGUGGGUUCCCCCCCCCCCCAACAUUUUGGGGAGGACGCUAGGGGCCAAGAGCCCAAAGUGGGGACAUGUAUUUUUACCUAGCUAAGAUACAAAUGUCAAAAUGCACUCAGUAGGUGAGACUUUUUUACAGGCCCACCUGUAGUUAGAGAUGCACUGCUUCACCUCUAAGAGGAGCAUGUGAAAAUGGCCUGCCACUUACCUUUGUCUCUCACAGGUGACAGAAUGAUGCUGGCAAGAGAUGCUUAUCCAUCUUUGCAUGAAGGCAGAGAUGCAGCAGCCAUGGAACCAGAUCAGGUAGGGAGAAUGAAGGAUUGUGGGGCAAAGAGGCUGUGAGAUGAGGCAGCCAGGCUUCUGUUGCUCUUGGCUUCUUUGAAAACUGCCUUUAAGCAUGGCUGUAAAGGCCAUUCCAAGAGGCUUUUGUGCUGAGAAUGACGAACAACCACCUCACCUUAACUAGCCUCCUGAAUGUUGCUAGUAUUAAUUAUCAGCAGCUUCAGUUUCAUUUUUAAGUUUAUCAUUUAAUGCUAAAAUAGGCUUCUAAGCAGUUGGCAAAUCAUAAAAUAACAGUGGCCAGGACUCAGCUCACCAGCCCCACCAGUUCCACUAAAUGGCUUUUCCUUCUCCUUCCCCUCCCUGUGACAUUGUGAAGGUUUCCCCCUCCAGAACAGUAGACAGGGAGAGCAAAGAGGGAAACAGAGGGUUUGAGCAGACAGAAUGAUCUGAAGAACAUCAUUUGGAGUUCCACCCAUUCCCCCAAAUAUGAAUACAGUGGUGCCCCGCAAGACGAAUGCCUCGCAAGACGGAAAACCCGCUAGAUGAAAGGGUUUUCCAUUUUUCGAUGUGCUUCGCAGGACGAAUUUCCCUAUGGGCUUGCUUCGCAAGACGAAAAUGUCUUGCGAGUCUUGAGAUAUUUUUUCGCUCCCCCCCCUUUUCUAAGCCGCUAAUAGCCUUUUAGCAGCUAAGCCGCUAAGCCGCUAAGCCUUUAAUAGCCGCUAAACUGCUAAUAGCGCUAAUCCGCUAAGCGGGUUGCUUCGCAAGAUGAAAAAACCGCUAGACGAAGACACUCGCGGAACGGAUUAAUUUCGUCUUGCGAGGCACCACUGUACCAGUAAUUAAAAUACACAAUAAAACAGUUUUGUUAAAAAGUUUAAAUAUGCAUCCAUAAUUAAAAUGUACAGUAAAACAAUUCCAUUAAAACAAAACAGUAAUGAACAGGCAGAAAACAACAGAGCAAUGUGUAGUAGAUAAUCUGUAUGUUGUCUAAGAAGGGGACCUUUCUCUUUUUAUUUUAGGGUCCGGUGUGCUUUGAAGAUGUAGCUGUUCAUUUUGCAGACGAGGAGUGGGCGUUGCUGGAUCCUGACCAGAGAGCUCUGCAUAAGGAAGUCAUGGAGGAGAAUUGUGGGAUUAUGGACUCUCUCGGUAAGGCUCCCUGUUGGGUCAUGAUACCUGUUUUGAAAUUCAAUGGGUAUCUCUGUGUCACUAACCUGCAAUGUUUUGAUGGAGCUAAACAAUAACACCACCAAGAGCAUCUGGGAUUCCGAUACCCCCACAGUGAACCGUGAAUAGAGUUAUUCUCCAGUUUUGCCUUUUUAAACCUGGUUGGUCUGAACUGCCUAGUCCUUUAGAAAUUCAGGCUUCAGAUAUCUUAUGGAAGUUGAAGUAGCUUCUUUCAGGUUUUUCUGUUUCUGCUUCUGUUAGUGUUUGGUUGACCAAAGUGAUGUCUAACAUUGGAUAUGGUGCAAACUCCAUUAUUGGGCCAGAAAAGAGCCAGGCUUUUCAAAUCUGUCUCAUGGACUGGCUGGAUGCAGGGCAAUGGUGGGAGGAAGCAGCAGGGGGAGUCUGUGGAAGAGAGAAGUCCAGAAGCAGAAGCUGAGGAAGAGAGUUAUGCUAGUGAAGAAGCCAGGGUGUCUCCCCCUCCUGCUGUGACAAGCUCCUCUCCCCACUCAUCUUCCUAAACCAGAAGAGGUAUGAAGGGGGAGGAGCAGAGACAAUUCCACCGGCGGAGUUUCAGAUCGCUUGGGAAGGAUCCAGGGAAAGAGGGGGCUUAGUCUGUUGUGGGAAGGCAGGGACCUUCAGUUCCCAUAACUGUCUGAUAGGGGCAAGGUCAGUUUCUGUCAGUUUCUGGUUGACCAAAGAAAUGACUGACGUUGGAAUCAUAGAAUCUUAGACUCUUAGAGGCAUAGGGGCAAGACCUACUGGAAAGUGUUGCUGUGUUUGUAAGGCCUGACACUACUGAGCAGGCUGCUUCUUCUCUUAAAGAGUUAACUUCACUUACUCCAUGUGAUUUAUUGCUAACGCGUUCCUGACACUCAGGUUCCCAUAAAUAUGUUCAUUAAUGGCUGUCAACAAAAGCAGUGAAGCCUGUUGUAAGACCUUACUUUUAAUUGCCUUCAGUUCUGCCUUCUUCCCAAGCCUUAAUUAGCAUUUUUCAAUAAUCGAGGGCUGUGUUUCUCCCUGAGGCUGUGAUCCGUUUCUCUAUUUGUUGCAGGUCGUGAUGAAUUGGAAAUUAAUAAUGAGGGAGACCAGCACAAUGUCUACACAAUAGAGAAGGGAAAUAAAUAUUCUGAGUGUGAAGGUAACUUCAGUCAAAGGUCCCAUUUCAUUUCCUCGAAAAGAAAUCCCUUUGGGAAGAAAUCCUAUCAGUGCUUGGAAUGUGAAAAGAGCUUUAGUCAUAGGGCUAAUCUCACAGCCCAUCAAAGAAUCCACACAGGGGAGAAACCAUAUCAGUGCUUGGAAUGUGGUAAGAACUUCGCUUGGAAGGAAAGUCUCACUUCUCAUCAAAGAAUUCAUACAAGGGAAAAACCCUAUCAAUGCAUGGAAUGUGGAAAGAGCUUCACCUGGAAGGAAACUCUAACUUCACACCAAAGAAUUCAUACAGGGGAGAAACCAUAUCAGUGCUUGGAAUGUGGAAAGAGCUUCAGUCGUAACUCCCAACUCAUUUCCCAUCAAAGAACACACAGUGGAGAGAAACCGUAUCACUGCCUGGAAUGUGGGAAGAGCUUUAGUCAGUGUGCCAUUCUUAGGGUGCAUCAAAGAAUUCAUACGGGAGAGAAGCCAUUUCAGUGUUUGGAAUGUGGAAAGAGCUUCACCCAGAAGUUAAAUCUCAGUUUCCAUCAAAGAAUUCAUACAGGGGAGAAACCAUUUCAGUGCUUGGAAUGUGGAAAGACCUUCAGUCGGAACUCCCAUCUCAAUUCCCAUAAAAGAACUCAUAGCGAAGAGAAACCAUAUCAGUGCAUGGAAUGUGGAAAGAGCUUCACCUGGAAGGAAAGUCUCACUUCCCAUGAAAGAAUUCAUACAGGGGAGAAACCAUAUAAGUGCUUGGAAUGUAGAAAGAGCUUCACCCAGAAGGAAAGUCUUGCAGCCCAUCAAAGAAUUCAUACAAUUGAGAAUCCAUAUCAGUGCACUGAAUGUGGAAAGAGCUUCAGUCAGAGUUCCAACCUCAUGUCCCAUCAAAGAAUUCAUACAGGGGAGAAGCCUUAUCAGUGCUUGGAAUGUGGAAAGACCUUCAGUCGGAACUCCCAUCUCAAUUCCCAUAAAAGAACUCAUAGCGAAGAGAAACCAUAUCAGUGCAUGGAAUGUGGAAAGAGCUUCACCCAGAAGGAAAGUCUCACUUCCCAUGAAAAAAUUCAUACAGGGGAGAAACCAUAUAAGUGCACUGAAUGUGGAAAGAGCUUCAGUCAGAGUUCCAACCUCAUGUCCCAUCAAAGAAUUCAUACAGGGGAGAAGCCUUAUCAGUGCUUGGAAUGUGAAAAGAACUUCAGUCAGAACACCCAUCUCACAGCUCAUCAAAGAAUUCAUACAGGUGAGAAACCAUAUCAGUGCUUGGAAUGUGGAAAGAGCUUCAAUCAGAGGUCCAAUCUCACGGUGCAUGAAAGAAUUCAUACAGGGGAGAAACCAUAUCACUGCUUGCAAUGUGGGAAGAGCUUCAGUCAGCGAGUCAAUCUCACUUCACAUCAAAGAAUGCAUACCAGGACAAUCAUAGAAACGUAGAAUUCUGUAGUUGGAAGGGGCUCCAAGGGCCAUCUAUCCCAACCUCCUGCAAUGCUGUAAUUUAAACUGAAGCAUGCAAGACAGAUAGCCAUCCAACCUCCGCUUAAAAACCUGCAAAGAAGGAGAAUCCACCGUCUUCCAAGGAGUCGGUUCCACUGUCAAACACCUCCUACUCUCAGAAGGUUCUACCUGACGUUUACUCAGAACCUCAUUUUUUUGUAACUUGAAGCCAUUGAUUAGGGCCCUACCCUUCAGAGCAGGAGAAUAUGAGCUUGCCCCACCUUCAAUGUGGCAGCCGUUUCAAUAUUUCAAGAUAGCUAUCAGACUUUCUCUCAAUCUCCUCUUUUCCAGGCUUAACAUAUUGAAUCCAGCUAUUCCUCAUAAGACUUUGUUUUUCUGAGCCUUGAUCAUCAUGGUCACCCUCCUCUGCACAUGCUACAGCUUGUCAAUAUUCUUCUUAACUUGUGGUGCCCAAAACUGGACAUAGAAUUCUAGGUGGAGUCUGACCAAGUUAGAUUCGAGCAUGACUUCCUUCUAUCCAGGCACUAUACUUCUGUUGAUGCAGCCCAGAAUAGCAUUUUCUUUUCUUUUUUGUUUGCUGGUGCUGCAUCUCACUGCUGAAUAAGGGAACUGAGAGUGGAAGAAUAAAAAGCCUUGGAGUGGCACAUGGGUAUUCUAUCCAUGGGAAACACCACUGCAUCAGCUGGAGGACUUCUCUAGCACCCGGAUCCCCAGUUCUCAGGAAGGGGAUCAGCAACAUGGAGAAGGACCACGGAGUGGUCAAGACCACAGCUAGAGACCCUGCCGUGGAAGAGAACAUACAAGUUGUCUCAGCAGUGGCCUGGAGUUACCAACGGAUUUGGCUCGCUAUUUGGUGACUUGAGGUCCCACCCCCUGAAUGCCACACCUGGGCAGGUCAAGGGCCAGUGACUCCUCAUUGCUUUUCCCCUAUCACUUUCCACUUUAGCUAUGUCACACAUCCAUCGCUUUAUACAAGUUAUAUAAUAAGUUUAAAGUCUGAAGUUAAUUCGUUAAAAGUUAUGAAAAUCUAAUGAAAUUUUUAGGGAAGAAAGAAAGAAAGAAAGAAAGAAAGAAAGAAAGAAAGAAAGGUGUCUGAUCAUGGCUCUUUCAGACCUUGCCUACUGUGCAAAGCUAACAUUUACAUUCAUUGCUCCACCUACUUUUAUCUCUGGUCCUGCCCAUCACUCACAUGUGGCCCCUGGAAGGUUCCUCAGAAGGGAAUGUGGCUCUUGGGCUGAGAAAGGAAUGGAAGAGAAAAGGCUAGGCAGGCUGGCUAGCUGUCUGGCCGUUAACCCCCUACUGCCAAUGAAGACUGAAUCAGAAUGCUGGUCCAUGCAUCCCAAUGGAGUCUGCUAUGGCAGGAAGCAGCUCUCCAGGGUCUUGGGCAAAGAGAGGUCUACCCCAGCACUGUCCCAUGAUGCUCUUCACUGGAGGCGCAGGGGGACCUACCAUCGGGAGAAGCAGAAAGCGAGCUUGCUCCAUCUUCCAUGCAACAACCCUUUAAGGUGAGUCUCAUAUCACCUCUCAGCUUUCUCUUCUCCAGGCCAAACCUCCUCAGCUCCUUCAACUGUUCCUCACAAGGGUCUGAACUGGCAGUGACUUGCCAGAAAUGAGAGCACAACAUAAGAACCUAGAGGGAGCCUGCUGGAUCAGGCCAGUGGCCCAUGUAGACCAGCAUCAUGUCCUCGCAGUGUCCAACCAGAUGUCCAUAAUGGGAAACCCGCAAGCGGAACACAAGCGCACCCUUCCCUCCUGUGGUUUCCAGCAAAUGGUAUUCAGAAGCAUCAUUGCCACUGACUGUUUGACGCCAGGAAAGUCCUCCUUCACACAGCACAGAGUUAAACCAUGGAACUGUCUUGCCCAG
Messenger RNA from Podarcis lilfordi (Lilford's wall lizard), 10505 nucleotides. Lineage: Eukaryota; Metazoa; Chordata; Lepidosauria; Squamata; Lacertidae. The record is from the annotation of a GenBank genome assembly.